Messenger RNA from Rhodamnia argentea, 1092 nucleotides. Its product is annotated as trans-resveratrol di-O-methyltransferase-like. Gene Ontology annotation, biological process: methylation. The record is from RefSeq and is a predicted model, not a curated record. The transcript is spliced from 2 exons. Lineage: Eukaryota; Viridiplantae; Streptophyta; Magnoliopsida; Myrtales; Myrtaceae. Bases 1 to 1092 code for a protein of 363 amino acids. Gene Ontology annotation, molecular function: protein dimerization activity; O-methyltransferase activity; S-adenosylmethionine-dependent methyltransferase activity.
AUGAAUUUGGGUAGUGGAGAUGGGGAUGCUAUCGCUAGCGAGCUCCUUCGAGCUCAAGCCCACAUAUGGAACCACACAUAUAGCUUCAUCAACUCAAUGUGCCUAAAGUGUGCCAUUGAACUAGGCAUACCUGACCUAAUCUAUCACCAUGGCCGACCCAUGACCCUCCUCGAACUCGUCUCUGCGCUCCAUAUUCAACCCACCAAAGCUCACUACAUCUAUCGCCUCAUGCGCAUCCUACUCCUCUCCGGCUUAUUCGAGCUACGGAACCUUGAAGAAGCAGAUCCCCAAAUUGGGUAUGCGCUCAACUGUGCGUCCCGGCUCCUUGUGAAGCACAACCCCUCGAGUGUAGCACUGUUUGCGCUGAUCACACUCGAAGCUUUCUCUAUAAGCCAGUUUCAGUUCAUGAGCGCGUGGUUGAGGGACGGAGAAGGUGUCCAUCCAUCAACAUUCGAGAUGGCGCAUGGCGUAACCGCGUGGGAGUUCGCAAGGCGCAAUCCUGAGGCCAACGGCUUGUUCAACGAGGCUAUGGCGUGCGACUCGAGUCUAAUGGCGAAGGUGGUGGUGGAUACAUGUGGGGGAGUGUUCGAGGGGCUGAGCUCGGUGGUCGACGUUGGAGGUGGGACUGGGACGAUGGCUAAGGCCAUCACGGAGGCGUUCCCGCACUUGGAGUGCACGGUGUUCGAUCAGCCACACGUGGUGGAAGGUUUGGUUGGAAGUGGGAGUCUGAAGUUUGUCGGUGGCGACAUGUUUGUGGAGAUUCCCCCGGCGGACGCAAUCUUUAUCAAGUGGGUAUUGCACGACUGGAGCGAUGAAAAAUGCAUUGACAUACUGAAGCGAAGCAAAGAAGCAGCGACCGGUCGAGGUAAGGCUGGAAAAGUGAUUGUGAUCGAUAUGGUAGUAGGGAAUCAUACAGAAGAUCAUACAUCCACCGAAACGCAACUCUUCUUUGACCUGUAUGUGAUGGUGACCCUCAAUGGGAAAGAAAGGGAUGAAAAGGAAUGGGAAAAGCUGUUUGUUGAUGCUGGCUUUAGUGGCUACAAGAUUGUCUCUCGCUUGGGCCUUCGUUCCCUCAUUGAGAUUUAUCCUUGA